Molecule: messenger RNA, 1110 nt
Organism: Oncorhynchus nerka (sockeye salmon)
Lineage: Eukaryota; Metazoa; Chordata; Actinopteri; Salmoniformes; Salmonidae
Product: serine/threonine-protein kinase TBK1-like
Exons: 5
Coding region: 397-765 (122 amino acids)
Source: RefSeq, a predicted model, not a curated record
UAUAGUACUAAUAUAAUGCUCCUCUAGCAGACAGAAGCUGGUGUUCCAUGCCACCAAGGCCAGGUCUCUGGUUACAGUAUAGUACUAAUAUAAUGCUCCACUAACAGAGAGAAGCUGGUGUUCCAUGCCACCAAGGCCAGGUCUCUGGUUACAGUAUAGUACUAAUAUAAUGCUCCACUAACAGAGAGAAGCUGGUGUUCCAUGCCACCAAGGCCAGGUCUCUGGUUACAGUAUAGUACUAAUAUAAUGCUCCACUAACAGAGAGAAGCUGGUGUUCCAUGCCACCAAGGCCAGGUCUCUGGUUACAGUAUAGUACUAAUAUAAUGCUCCUCUGACAGACAGAAGCUGGUGUUCCAUGCCACCAAGGCCAGGUCUCUGUUUACAGAGGAGUGUGCCAUGAAGUACCGCCUCUUCAUCUCUAAGAGCGAGGAGUGGAUGAGGAAGGUGCAUCAUGUGAGGAAGCAGCUGAUUGGUCUAACCAGCCAAUUCAACAGCGUGGAGAAAGAAGUUUCCAUGGUGAUGGAUAGAGUUAUUAAGCUACAGGAGCAGUUACCUGGUAAGGUGCUACCUCUGGCAUCCAGUGGUAUGGUGAAGCCUCAAGCCUACCUCAGCCAGAGCACCUUGGUAGAGAUGACCCUGGGGAUGAAGAAGCUGAAGGAAGAGAUGGAGGGGGUAGUUAAGGAGUUGGCCGAGAACAACCACUUCCUGGAGAGGUUUGGCUCUUUGACAUUGGAUGGAGGAAUGAGAAGUGUGGACCGUAUCUGAGACCAUGUGGCCCCUCGCUACACCCUACACCUUCACCCAACCUCCAUACCCACCCUAAACCUUCACCCACCCUCCACCUUCACCCACCCUCCAUACCCACCCUACACCUUCACCCACCCUCCAUACCCACCCUAAACCCUCCCCCCGACUCUCACCCACCUUAAACCCUCACCCAACCUCCCUACCCACCCUAAACCCUCACCCACCUUAAACCCUCACCCAACCUCCCUAUCCACCCUCCACCUUCACCCAACCUCCAUACCCACCCUAAACCUUCACCCAACCUCCAUACCCACCUUAAACCCUCCCCACCUUAAACCCUUACCCAACCUCCAUACCCACCUA